Hippopotamus amphibius kiboko is the source of this 2064-nucleotide messenger RNA. It is a transcript of the gene SPPL2C, whose product is annotated as signal peptide peptidase like 2C. The record is from RefSeq and is a predicted model, not a curated record. NCBI's taxonomy places the organism in Eukaryota, Metazoa, Chordata, Mammalia, Artiodactyla, Hippopotamidae. The transcript has a single exon. The coding region runs from base 1 to 2064 and encodes 687 amino acids. Gene Ontology annotation, biological process: membrane protein proteolysis. Gene Ontology annotation, molecular function: aspartic endopeptidase activity, intramembrane cleaving. Gene Ontology annotation, cellular component: Golgi-associated vesicle membrane; cytoplasmic side of endoplasmic reticulum membrane; lysosomal membrane.
AUGGCGUGCCUGGGUUUCCUUCUUUCUCUCCCCCUCCUCCUCCUCCUCCUCCUCGCCAGCACCAUAGCCCAGGGGGAGUACGCCGUGGUCCACGUGGUGUCAGACAACUGGAGCAAGGACUACUGCGUCCUGUUCCGCUCAGAUUACGUCACCCUGCCCCGGGACCUGCACCACGCCCCACUCCUGGCCCUGCAUGACGGCACCCAGGCACCCUGGUGCCCAGGCGAGGGGUCCUCCCACCAGGCCCACCCCAGCUCCCCCAGCCAGCGGCCCCUCCGCCAGACCACCGCCAUGGUCCUGAGGGGUAACUGCAGCCUCCACGCCGAAGGCUGGCUGGCUCAGGGCCAAGGCGCCCACGGGCUGCUCAUCGUGAGCAGGGUCGGCGGCCAGCAGUGCCCAGACACCACCCCGGCCACCCGGGACCCCCGCAAGCCCCUGCCAGACCUCACCAUCCCCGUGGCUGUGCUCCGCUACACCGACAUGCUCGACAUCCUCAGCCACACCCACGGCGGCGGCGGGGUCCGCGUGGCCCUGUACGCGCCCCCAGAGCCCACCCUUGACUACAACUUGGUGGUCGUCUUCAUCCUGGCUGCAGGCACCGUGGCCGCAGGCGGCUACUGGGCGGGCGUGACCGAGGCUGACCGGCUGCAGCGGCACCGGGCCCGAGGGGGAGGGGGGCCUGGCGGUCACAGUCACCGGGAAGCAGUGGCAGCCCAGCGAGGGCACGAGGAAGAAGACGAGGACGUACCCGUGGACUUCACGCAGGCCAUGACGGGCGCAGUGGUCGCCACGUCCUGCUCCAUUGUGCUGCUGCUCUACAUCUUCUACGACUGCUUUGUCUACGUCAUGAUCGCCAUCUUCGGCCUGGGCGCCGGCACCGGCCUCUACAGCUGCCUGGCGCCCGCGGUGCACCUUCUGCCCCUGCAGCGAUGCUGGUGGCUCCUGCCCGACUGCCGGGCCUGUCUGCGGCUGCCCCUGCUGCUGGCCGGCCUGUGCAUGGCGGUGACGGGCCUCUGGCUCACCUACCGCAAGCAGGGCCGCUGGGCGUGGCUCCUGCAGGACAUGCUGGGCGUGGCCUACUGCCUUUUCGUCCUGCGGCGCGUGCGCCUGCCCACCUUCAAGAGCUGCGCCUCCUUCCUGCUGGCCCUGCUGGCCUUUGACGUCUUCUUUGUCUUCAUCACGCCCCUGCUCACCAGGACCGGCGAGAGCAUCAUGGUGGCGGUAGCCUCCGGCCCGGCAGAUUCCUUGAGCCACGAGAGGUUGCCCAUGGUGCUCAAGGUGCCCCGGUUGAGCUUCUCGGCCUUGACCUUGUGUGACCAGCCCUUCUCCAUCCUCGGCUUCGGUGACAUCGUGGUCCCCGGCUUCCUGGUGGCCUACUGUCGCCGCUUCGAUGUGCAAAUCCGCUCGCGGCAGGUCUACUUCGUGGCCUGCACCGCGGCCUACGCGGUGGGCCUGCUGGUCACCUUUGUUGCCACCGCCCUCACGCAGAUGGGCCAGCCCGCCCUGCUCUACCUGGUGUCUAGCACCCUGCUCACCAGCCUGGCCGUGGCCGCCUGCCGCCAAGAGCUCACCCUCUUCUGGACCGGCCAGGGCAGAGCCAAGACCCCUGCCCAGCCUGCGCCAGGGCUCUGCGGUGCCCCUUCAGCUGGCUCUGAGCACAAGCAGGAACACACAGCAGAUGUCCACCGAACCGGCGAGCUUGAGGGGGCCACCGACCAGUCGGCAGGGGAUUUAGACAGCAACCUCGGGGAGGACACGGCGGAGACUGUCACCAUAUCUGAGGAUGAAGCCACCGGUCCGGAAGGCCAGAGUGACAGCUCCGAGGGCUGGAGCGAUGCCAACCUGGAGCCUGAUGAGCUGCCCCGGACCCUCCCUGGGGCCUCAGAGGAGCUGAUGCCACUGAUGCCAGUAGCCACGCUGGUACCACUCACGCCCCCGCCCUCGGAGCUGGGCCACACCCACGCCCAGGCCCAGGCCCACGAGGCCAGCCUGCCCUGGACGGGGCUCCACCGGGGGAAGGGUCGGAAGGUGAAGAAGAGCAUGUCGACUCAGGCUCUCUUGUGA